GUGAAUGAGUGCAAACUGGGUUGCACGACUAACCAGCAGAUGUAGCUGCUGGUCCAGUUGCAGCUUCUACCCCAGAGAGGAAAGUGAAGCUGUAGAAUCCCAUAGGGGGAGGCGUGCGGGAUGCGCUUGGCUCGACUCGGCUCGGCUCGGCUCCGGCGCAUCAUCCGGCACUUUCGCUUUCUGCUCAGUUACGUGAAACCUGCGCGCUUCUACGCUGAGAUGAUCCCUCACGCCGGGCUGCUUUUGCACUUAAGCCAGUAAACACAGCGCCCGUCCCCAGGGCUCCGGAGGAAGCGUCCCGUUUACUGGCUUUUUCUUUGUGGGCGGUCUUUGAUAUUUUUUAACAAAUCAAACAUCCUUUGUGGAACUUUCAUGGGGCAGAACUGUAGCCGCAGAGCAGUUUUUGCCCGUCGGCACCCGAACCUUUAGCUGGAGCGGCCGGACACCGUGGGCGGGGUCCGAACUGCGAAGCCAGCGGUCGGAAUCCACCGCUACAUCGCCUCCCGGCGGGAGGUAGGGAAAGGACGGGCGCGGUGAAUGGCUGCCUGGAUCGCAGCGGAGCGCGUCCGGCGGGGAUCGAGCCGCCGGUUCCCGGUGUGAAGUCGCCGGGAUUCGGCAGUGAGGCAUUGGGCUAUUCGAGCGUAGAUCGCCGCUGUGGUUUUAUUGCGGGGCUGCCGAGAAGCUCAGCCUCGUCAUGAGCGGAGGAGAGAUCGUCUGCCAAGGCUGGCUGAGGAAGUCACCGCCGGAGAAGAAACUCCGCAGAUACGCCUGGAAGAAGCGCUGGUUCGUCCUGCGCAGCGGCCGCAUGAGCGGCGACCUGAAUGCCCUGGAGUAUUACAAGAACGACCACUCGAAGAAGCCCAUCCGCGUCAUCGACCUGGACUGCUGCGAGCAGGUGGACGCCGGGCUCACCUUCAAGCGCAAGGACUUCCAGGACAGCUUCGUCUUCGACAUCAGGACCUCGGACCGCACCUUCUACCUGGUGGCUGAGUCUGAGGAGGAGAUGAACAAGUGGGUUAAGGCCAUCUGCCAGCUCUGUGGCUUCAACCAAGCCGAGGAGAACUAUGACGGCGGCAGGACCGUGACCGGCGCAUCCCACACGCCGCGUUCGCUGGCCGCUGAACUAGGCGCCCCGUUCAGCUCUCUGAUUGGUGACCGCAAGUCCACGCUGGCCGCUCACUCCAGCCAGCCUGUCCUCUUCACCUUUGACAUCCCCGCACUGCACGUCCAGGGCCCCCUGUCCAACAGUGUCCCUCAGGACUACCUGUUCCUGCACCAGUGCAUGAGCAGGAAGUCUGAGAGCGCUCGGAGUGCCAGCUUCUCCCAGGCCACACGGAGCAGCCUCCUAUCGGGCAGUGACUCUCCGUCACAGAGGGUCUCUCGUGGUUUCCCCCACUGCCUGAAUGGCACCGGCGGCCAGACUCACGGCUUUUACAGCCUGCCUAAACCGGGCCGCCACCCCAGCCGGGCCUCGACGACGCAGCCUGAGAGCCCGCGGGACUCCUGCUGCGACAUGGCCAAAGGCCCCAGCUGGGACUGGGGGGGCUCGGAGGUGUACACCUUUAAGACUCCCAACAACGCGCUGGCCGCAUCUCUCUGUGCUGAUGGGGACCAUCCCCCUGAUAACCGACACCCCCCCACCCCUCCCAGCUCCUUCUACCAGACCCCCCGCACCUUCGACAAGAAUCACAACGCUGUGGCAGCCUCUGAGGGCCCGGCAGCCCCCCCUCCCCGGCCCCCCAAGCCUGGCCAGCGGUCCGAACAGUGCCGGUCCGGCACCGGAGCUCCCGCCGUUGAGGCCUCGACCGUCGGCCCUCGUCGAAACACGCUUCCAGCCGUGGAGAACAUCAGGCUUCACAGAGGCUCCUCCUUCGAGAACAGCGAGCACCCGCAGCGGCAAAUCUACUUUGCCAGCGCCGGUCAGUCGGCCGAGUCCGUCAACGACAUCAUCUGCCCGUACCUGCAGCGGCCUGGGGUGCCCCUCAAGCGCUCCGACAGCAGUGAUUCGGAUGAUAACUACGUGCCCAUGAACCCGGGCUCAGGGGCGUCGCCCUCCUUCGGCGCCCUGCCUGACAGCCCGCAGAACGUCUACAUCCCCAUGAGUCCCGGGCCGCACCACUUCGACUUCCCGAGCUUUUCUGCCACACUACCGGCACGGAAGGGCAGCUCAGCCUCGCUGUGCCAGCGGCCAGGCCGCCUCAGCGACGUCACCCCGCCCCCCAUCAACCGCAACCUCAAGCCUGACAGGAGAGCGCGCCCUGUCCCGCUCGAUCUGCGCGGCAGCAGCAUUAUCGACGAGCUGCCCUUUAAGAGCCCCGUCACCCUGUCCUGGACCCGGCCUGUGCCCGUCGGCAGCACGGUGUGCCGACCCUCAUCCACCCAGAGCGUCACCAGCACCGACUCCGCCGACAGUGAGGAGAACUAUGUGGCGAUGCAGAACCCGACGUCUGCAUCCCCGGCGGCCAGUGGCACCGGCAGUCCAGCCCCCAGGAAGAGCGGCACUGUGGACUACCUGGCUCUGGACUUCCAGGCCGGCUCCCCGAACCCACACAGGAAGCCGUCCACAUCCUCUGUGACCCUGGACGAGAAGGUGGACUACGUACAGGUGGACAAAGAGAAGACGCAGGCCCUCCAGAACACCAUGCAGGAGUGGACGGAUGUCCGGCAGUCCGCCGAGCCCGCAAAGGGCCUGAAGUCCUGACAGGGGCUGUCUGUGAUGGCGUGAAGCGCCGCUGUCCCCUGCGCAUGCCCCCUAUCGGCGGGGGCUCGUAGGACUGAGACUGCCAGUGGCAGCCGGCCGCAUACCCCUCUGCCAUCUGCCCGCCUCGCACCCAGGCUGCACCAGUGAGCUUCACCUGCCUUAUGCAAAUAUAAGGGAUCGUAACCCGAGGUAACGGGCCGUACACCCUGCGUGCCUCCUAAUCUGUAUGUAUGUAUAUCUCUUUAACGGCGCUUAGGUAAUUAGACUACAAAGGGUCUCUUACCCAUCUUCUUCCUCACUCUGGGUUCAGUCUCUCAGUGCACCAAUGUUCAAAGAACCCACAGCUGGUUUACUGAGUAAUCCAUUUCGUUUCAGGAUAUUGUCCAGACUGAGGUUCCCUGUCCAUGUCUAGUUGGAAAACUCAACGUUUGAGUUUCUGGAAGUCUGCGCAAUCAUUUCUGAUUCAUUCACUGUAAAACCCCCCCCCCCCCCAUUCACAUGGUACGCAGGUUCUAAGAUUUCCAGGGAGAUGGUCUCUCUGAGCAGCAGCGUAGGAAGAUACAGGGAUAUUCCUAAACACACACUGGAAGUGUGAAUUGAAAUCACUUCAUCCCCUGCAGGAUGGUCCUGCGAGCCGCUGAAGAUUCCUGUCACACGCUUUCUCUCGGAGCAGCCUCAUUAAGAUCUGCUCGCUCUUAGUUGCAAGGGUCAUCCCGCUGAUAAUUGCAAUCUAAGUGCUGUUUUGGUAUGAAAGGAAGUGACCGUUAUUAACACAUCUGCCCUGGGUCUGCCCUGUAGUGGCCCACCAAUGCCCAGAGCUACUGCAUUUUCCAGAUGCAGCUAACUGAGCCGCGUUUAUCCAUGGCGGGGAGGCGAAAACGCUGCGGACGCAGAACGUCGAGCCUUUUGAGAUGGCGGCCGAACCCGACGGCCUGUGCGGCGAAUAUAAUACCCCAAUACCUGAUACCUGUCCACCGCCCACAUAACCGAGCCUGGCAUUUGUUUACUGAUGGGUAUAUCAGCAAGGUGACGCCACUAGUGCAUCAGGAUUAAUUACCAGCCUUCUAUUCUACCCUUGCCCCCCCCCCAAUUCAUCACACUUAUGGAGCCAUAAAAAUUUGCCCUGAAAAAUAUGGAGGCAUUCUGGGCUGACUGACAGCCUGUCCGUGACCGGGCUGUAUUUAUGGUUUAUUUCUGGCUUCGUAAUCAAGUCUGCCGGUCUGUGGAUGAGAUUCCUAAAAUGUCGAUGAAGCUAGAAGCGGUUCACGUUGACCCUACCUUAACUAGCAUAGGUUACUAUGUUGGUAAACAUGUUGGUAAACAUGUUGAGUGACAGGAUUUAUUAUUGGUCUGGCUCGCUAAUGAAUACAGAAGCUUGUAGGAUCUCAUAUGCACGAUAUCCAAAAUAAAAGGGGAGUUCACAAAUGACCUUCAGGUCCCAGGGGUUCAGUCCGGCCAGCCGCCCGCCUUUCUCCAUGCACCAGCGGGUCAUUUUGUGGAAACGAUCCAAGCUGCAGAUUGUGAAGAGCACGAGGCUGGCAAGCUAAUUCCUCAGCAGAUGUGAAGUGUGCCGUUGUCAGCCGGGUGGAUCUGCUGGGGCGUGCGGAUGUCGAGCGGACAGCCCGCUCGCGACAGACCAUCGCAGUUUGCCCGGGCGGUUUCCGUACGUCUGCCCCGACGGAGAGAGGUCGGGACAAAGCGGCUCGCUCAGGGUGGUCGCGUGUCAGCGGAAUGCGCUGAAUUUUUCCCGACAGGUGACGUUCGCUGAGCUCGCUAACAAGAGGCAGUUGUGUUGAAAGUGGCAUAUAAAGGAAACCCUGCAGUCACCCUGGCAACAGCGUCACGCCGAAUGACACUGCAGAAACGGCCCUGUCCUGCCCUCUCUCCUCAAAGGGAUUCGAUUUCACUUCCGCUACCAUCCAUCCAUCUUCUAACUGCUUAUCUCGGUCAGGAUCGAGCCCGUCCUUUACUUCUAUCCAGAAAAAUAGCCAACCAUGUAACACUUCAUAUUAAUCCACGGUAACACCGCCUUAGUCCAGGUCGGACUGCCAUGUUUUAGCUAAGUGGUUAUACGUUUAACCUUACGAUAAAACGAAGUGACGAGCAUGCUCUUUCCUUCGUUUCCAUGUCUUCUGCACUGAUAUUUAUCCAAAUCAGGUUUUAGUGUGACGUGUAUCAUGUACUACUAAUAAUAUGCGGUUAUAAUAAUAAACUGUUACCUUUUGUAAUUAAAUUACAGGGUGUGAAACCAGACGUUUUAAUUUAUGGUAUGUUACAUUUUUUAAACUGUAUAUGGAGUAUAUCUGUGUAAAGUUCUAGUCUCAGACUGGUGUCAGGAUGAAUGAAAUGUGUAGUAUGUUUACUUUUGUCGUUCUUGGAGAGAAGCCAUUUUCUUUUUUGAUGCCUUAUUACUACGCAAUGUUUUGGUGGUUUCUUGGGUUGGGGUUCGUCUUGCUGUCGUGUAUGCACCACGCCGGCUUGCUAAUCGCCGGCUGUCCUGGAUGAACAGUGCUCCCUGUCUUCCUGAUCUGGUUGCUAAUAUGCUUCACUUGGGUCCCAUCGUUCCCGAGGCAAUGGGUCGCUCAUGAGGGAGGGCUGACGUAAUCCAGUUGAACUGGGUUCUGGUUUUAAUAAUUGAAAUAUGAUAUUCCGUGUCUUUUCUGUGCAGGGGAAAAGCAGAGACCUCUUUUGUUUUCUCCCCCAAAGAAAAUGUGUAUGUGAAGAAUACAAAAUAUAGUGGUGUGUCUGAUAUGUGCCGUCACUGUGCCCUCUGUGGCCCGGUACUGUGUCCGGGGAAACCCUCCGUGGCCCGGUACUGUGUACGGGGAAGCCCUCCGUGGCCCGGUACUGUGUCCGGGGAAGCCCUCCGUGGCCCGGUACUGUGUCCGGGGAAGCCCUCCGUGGCCCGGUACUGUGCCCGGGGACGCCCUCCGUGGCCCGGUACUGUGCCCGGGGACGCCCUCCGUGGCCCGGUACUGUGCCCGGGGACGCCCUCCGUGGCCCGGUACUGUGUCCGGGGACGCCCUCCGUGGCCCGGUACUGUGUUUAGUUCUUUACUAGGCUGUCAUUUCCAGUGGCGUAUGACUUGUUUGUUACUGCUCUGCAGCAUUCCUAUCCUUUUGUGAAAAGCUAGUGAUUAAUUUAUGCAUUUCUGUAUGUUGCCAUUAUUAAAAUGGGAGUGACGAGUUCAGGUCUGCUAACGUCGCUCAAUGUGCUGUGUCUUGGUUUGUGGUGCGUUUGUAGCCGGGGAUGUCUGGGCUGAUAGCGAGACUCCUUGUUCCUGUACUAUCUGAGAAAAUAAACAAUGCACUAUACAUA
Brienomyrus brachyistius is the source of this 6019-nucleotide messenger RNA. RefSeq names its product GRB2-associated binding protein 2 (gene gab2). NCBI's taxonomy places the organism in Eukaryota, Metazoa, Chordata, Actinopteri, Osteoglossiformes, Mormyridae. The record is from RefSeq and is a predicted model, not a curated record.